Aspergillus ibericus CBS 121593 is the source of this 1794-nucleotide messenger RNA. It is a transcript of the gene sidI, whose product is annotated as putative long-chain-fatty-acid-CoA ligase. The transcript is spliced from 5 exons. Lineage: Eukaryota; Fungi; Ascomycota; Eurotiomycetes; Eurotiales; Aspergillaceae. Gene Ontology annotation, biological process: fatty acid metabolic process. Gene Ontology annotation, molecular function: medium-chain fatty acid-CoA ligase activity. Bases 1 to 1794 code for a protein of 597 amino acids. The record is from RefSeq and is a predicted model, not a curated record.
AUGGCGACUCUCCGGCGUCUUCAGCAAACUCUCGCCCAUUUUCAAGCCCCUAAACAGGCCCGGCCGCUCUCCGUGGUCUAUGGCCCGACCGAGCCUAAGCUCCUGGAUAUUACGCUGGGCGAGCUGCUGACUCUGCAGAGCCUUCAGUAUGGCGACUACGAGUGCCUGGUGUUUCCCUGGACCGGAGCCCGCUGGACCUAUGCCACCCUGAGCGAGGAGGCCGACCGGCUCGCUCGCGGUAUGCUGGCCAUGGGAAUCCAAAAGGGCGACCGUAUUGGUAUUAUGGCUGGCAAUUGCGAGCAGUACAUUUCCGUGUUCUUCGCCGCUGCCCGGGUCGGAGCCAUCCUGGUAGUGCUGAACAACACCUACACACCGUCGGAGCUCUACUACGCGCUGGAUCAUACUGACUGCCGCCUUUUAUUUAUGACGCCUCGGAUUGGUCGUCAUGUGCUGGAGGAGGUGUUGGUCAAACUGGGCCCACAGCCCAAGCAGAACGGCAGAUCGGCUGCGCUGGAGGAGAUCAUCAUCCUGCGGGGAGAGUACCAGAACUUUGACACCUACGCGGGGGUGAUUCAGCGGGGAGAGAAGCUCCCUAGCUCUGCCUUGCCGGAUCGCGAAGCCGAGCUGCGACCAGACGAUGUGUGCAAUCUUCAAUUCACCAGCGGUUCGACUGGUAACCCCAAAGCCGCCAUGCUGACCCAUCACAACCUGGUCAACAACUCCCGGUUUAUCGGCGACCGUAUGGACCUCACCUCUUUCGACAUCUUGUGCUGUCCCCCGCCUCUCUUCCACUGCUUCGGGCUGGUCCUAGGCAUGCUUGCGGUGGUCACCCACGGCUCGAAGAUUGUCUUUCCCAGCGAAACCUUUGACCCCAAGGCCGUUCUCCACGCCAUUUCCGACGAGAAAUGUACCGCGCUGCACGGUGUUCCCACUAUGUUCGAAGCGAUCCUGAGCCUUCCUAAGCCAGCCAACUUUGACACCAGCAACCUCCGCACAGGCAUCAUCGCCGGAGCUCCCGUACCCCGUCCGCUGAUGAAGCGUCUUUUCGAAGAACUCAACAUGACCCAAUACACCAGUAGCUACGGCCUCACCGAAGCCUCUCCUACCUGCUUCAACGCCGUUACCUCCGACACGAUCGAGACACGUCUCACCACCGUCGGCAAGGUCAUGCCGCACGCGCGAGCCAAGAUCAUCGACGCGCAGGGCAACAUCGUUCCUGUAGGCGAGCGCGGCGAGCUCUGCAUUGCAGGCUAUCAACUCACCAAGGGAUACUGGAACAACCCCGAGAAAACCGCCGAGACGAUGACGACAGAUUCUGAGGGCAUAACGUGGCUGAAGACGGGUGACGAGGCGGUCUUUACGCCAGAGGGACGGUGUUCAAUCACGGGACGAUUCAAGGACAUAAUUAUUCGAGGCGGCGAAAACAUCUACCCCCUCGAAAUCGAAGAACGACUCGCCGCUCACCCCGCCAUCGAAGUUGCCUCCGUGAUCGGCAUCCCCGACCAAAAAUACGGCGAGGUAGUGGGCGCAUUUAUCUCCGUGGCGGCAGGAUACGAGAAGGCUCCAUCCGUGGAGGAACUGCGGGACUGGACGCGCGAAACUCUAGGCCGACACAAGGCGCCGCAAUAUGUAUUUGUGUUUGGGGAGGAGGGCGUGGAUCGGACGGUGCCAGUGACGGGCAGCGGGAAGGUGCGAAAGGUGGAUUUGCGAAAGUUGGCGGCGGGGGUGUUGGAGCGGAGGGCUGGUGGUGCUGCUGCCACGGGCACACAAGAGCAGGCACAGGCACAGGCAUAA